Molecule: messenger RNA, 1099 nt
Organism: Hydractinia symbiolongicarpus
Lineage: Eukaryota; Metazoa; Cnidaria; Hydrozoa; Anthoathecata; Hydractiniidae
Product: vacuolar protein sorting-associated protein 29-like
Exons: 7
Coding region: 137-685 (182 amino acids)
Biological process (GO): retrograde transport, endosome to Golgi; intracellular protein transport
Cellular component (GO): retromer complex; endosome
Source: RefSeq, a predicted model, not a curated record
GUUAUAUUAAGAAUAAUAAAAACAUUGCAGCCAUGUUGUGAUCAUACACAGCACAGCAAUCGAAAGUAUAGUUAGCUCCUCACAAUCAACGUUUGCGCAGGGAAGGGAAUAUUGCAUUGAAAAUACAGACUGAGUCAUGGUGCUGGUGCUUGUCCUUGGUGAUUUACACAUCCCUGACCGUAAAAGUGGUUUGCCUAAUAAAUUUAAAAAAUUAUUGGUUCCCGGAAAAAUUCAACACAUUUUAUGUACAGGAAACCUAUGUACCAAGGACUCGUAUGACUAUCUGAAGACACUGGCUAGCGAUGUCAAUAUUGUUCGUGGUGAUUUCGAUGAGAACAUCACCUAUCCAGAACAGAAAGUAGUAAGUGUAGGUUCGUUUAAAAUUGGUUUGUGUCAUGGUCACCAGAUAGUUCCAUGGGGAGAUCCAGAAUCUUUGGCUAUGGUGCAACGUCAACUUGGUGUAGACAUCUUAAUAUCAGGACAUACACACAGGUUCGAGGCAUAUGAACACGAAGGAAAAUUUUACGUCAAUCCAGGAUCAGCGACCGGAGCUUACAAUGCCUUAGAUUCUAAUGUCGUCCCUUCGUUCGUGUUAAUGGAUAUUCAGUCCGGAACAGUGGUAGCUUACGUGUAUCAGUUACAUGGAGACGACGUCAAAGUGGAUAGGAUUGAAUACAAGAAAUAAUUUUAUCGUGAUAUAUAUUUUUUUUUAAAUUUUUAUUUGGGGUUGAAUUAUAUUUGCACGAGCACCUCAUGAAAAUUUACAACGCUGCUCUCUGCUCCAGUUUCUAAUAUUUUUUUCUUUGCGUGUUGAUUCCGCGAACCCCAUAUAUCUUGUUUUAAGAAAAUCAUUGGAUUGAUAGAAAGAGAAAAAAAUAGCGUCUUUUUUUUGUUUUUUUCUGUUUUGAAAGCAAUUGAGGAGUACAGAUUAAGCCAACUUGAAAGUUGGAAAGAUGUUUUCGAGUUGAACGAAAAAGCAAUUGAAUUUUUUGUAAAAAUAUUUGCGGAAAUUUAAUUACGAUUGUCUUUUUUGUAUAACUUGAGAUUAUAUUGUAGAUUUUUACGUUUUCUAUGUAUACAAAUAAAAUGUUCAUUCGUA